GUCAGGGUGUGCGACUCGACUCAUGCUCAAAGUUGUGUUUAUCCAUGAAGUUAUAUAGCAAAUAAGAAGCUGUUUUAGUUCUUUUAUUUGAAUGUCGAAGGGAAGUGUGAGUUGCAUUUUAAGGGCUAAUGAUCUGUAGAUGUUUAUCUUUAAGGAACUGCUGGCAUUUGGAAACAGCAACGUUAGCUGGCUAGUCUCAUUGGCAGGUCAUUGAUUCGUGUAUCUAACAGCAUGUGACAGUUUUGUGGUCCGUUGGUUUUAGAAAUAAGUGUUUUUGUAUAUGGCGUGUAAGUUAAGGAUUAUUACAGGUUUAUCAAGUCAGUGAAUGUGAAACGUAAUGAUAAAUAAUCUACAGUAAAUCCUGACAAGCCCAGAGGUUUAACAUGGGCUCCACCUUCAUAUUAAAAGUCAGAAUAAGCCUGAAACCCUUGAAGCCCUUCUUUCGCCAGGGAAGUUCAGCUUUCUUCACACCUAAUACUUCUCUGUGCAAGUCGUCUCAGCUGCCUCUUUCUGCACGCUUUCUGUGCACCAGAGACUCUAACCCCAGCCCAGGCAGCAGAGAGAUGGACAGAAGGAACAGGGGGGGAAUAAGAAAUGGCACCAUUAGACGCAGGGAAGAGGAAAUGUGGGAGGGUGCUGUGAAGGGAAGUGGUAAGAGCUCCACACUUCGACAGAAGCCUUCCUUCCCCAAAUCUGUGUUUGCUGCUGGGACGGCAAAGAGGACGGCAGAGAUGCUGAAGAGGAAAGCAGCUCUGGGCGGUCAGGAUGAAGAGGAUCCUGAAGGAAGGACAGCUAGAGCAGCAGGGAAAGUGCAGCCUCCCGACCGGCCACUCUCUGCUGCUGAGUGGAGGCAGCUGAAGGAGUCUCUGGGAAAUUCGCAACGCUUUGAGAUCCAGAUGAUGUGUGCGCUGUUUGCCUAUGGCGCAGAGCUGGAUAUCGCCAAGUCCCUGCUGUCUUUUGUAGCAAUGGAAACAGGGACCCUGUCUUAUGAGCUGUUAUUACGGUACCUGACGCUGUGUGUGAGCGGCGGCCAUGACGCCGAGGUGUUUGAUGUCUAUGACAUUAUGCGGGGAAGUUUCCCUUCUCUGGAGACGGGAGCCUCCAGCCUCUUUAUCAAGUCCUUCAGUCGGACGGCGAGGUGGAGGGAGGCUGUCAGCAUCCUGCAUGAGGUUAAGAAGGUCUUUACCCCUUCCUCACGCAACUAUGGUUAUGUCAUCUCAGCAGCGAUGUUACAUGGUGACACGACCACUGCCUGGGCUCUUUAUGAUGAAUUAAUUGAAAAGGGACUGAGCCCACACCAGGAGACCUGGGAAGCUCUGUUUAAGGGAGUGGGAGAGACUAAGGAGGGAAAAGGGAAGCGGGCAGAGGCCAUGUCUCAGUCUGAGCACCAGGAGAGGCUACUGGGGAUUCUGCUCUACAUGAGGAACAACCAGAUCUACCCCCAACACAGCCUCACCAGCAGCAUCAAGUCCUGGUUUGAGAGUCUCACAGGGCAGAAAUGGACAGGAAGUUGGACCAGCACCACCCCAAAGGGUGUGUGUGGGUGUUGUGGGUCUGAGUUGGAGUCCAUCCAGCUGACUGCUGAGGAGUACCAGCAGCUGAAAGACAGAGUGAUGACCGACAUCAUCCAGGGACGAGAUGUUUUCAACAAGACUACACCGGAGGAGUUGGAGAGGUUCAAGGCUUUUGUGAAGAGGAAGCCAGCGUUUGAUGUGGUCGUAGAUGGACUGAAUGUAGCAAAUAUCAACAAGGACAAAAGCAAGCUGUCAGAGACGUUGUUGGCGGUGGUGUCAGAGCUGGAGCGUCAAGGCCGGACUGUUCUGGUGUUGGGAAGGAAACACAUGCUGCGGCCCUCCAGAUCCUGGGAGAGACACAACAUGGACCUUAUCCGGCAGAAAGCUCAUUGCUUCUUCACUGACAACAUUUCGGAGGAUGACCCCUUCUUGCUGUAUGCUACUUUGCAUUCUGGGAACCACUGUCAGUUUGUGAGUAGGGACCUGAUGAGGGACCACAAAGCCUGCCUGCCAGACGGAGCCACCAGACGGCUCUUCUUCAAAUGGCAGAGAGGCCACCAGCUGGUAGUGGAUGGAUGCAUUGCAGCAGGCAGCAGAGUCCGAUUUCAGAGUAUUCCCAGCUAUGACACCAUUGUCCAGACUUCAACGGUCUCAUGGCACAUACCCUACGAUGACACAGAGGACAGGAGCACCUAUGAAGUACCACAACGGUGGCUCUGCAUCACCAAAAAGCACUGAACACACACACUCUUAACUCAUACGCUUUGAUGAUACCUGUGGACAUGUAAAUAAACAUUUACCACAAAUAA
Micropterus salmoides (largemouth bass) is the source of this 2323-nucleotide messenger RNA. RefSeq names its product protein only RNase P catalytic subunit. The transcript is spliced from 10 exons. Gene Ontology annotation, biological process: tRNA 5'-leader removal; mitochondrial tRNA 5'-end processing. NCBI's taxonomy places the organism in Eukaryota, Metazoa, Chordata, Actinopteri, Centrarchiformes, Centrarchidae. Gene Ontology annotation, molecular function: ribonuclease P activity; protein binding. Gene Ontology annotation, cellular component: mitochondrial ribonuclease P complex; mitochondrion. The record is from RefSeq and is a predicted model, not a curated record. The coding region runs from base 384 to 2252 and encodes 622 amino acids.